CUGUGCCGCGCGUGCCAACACUGUUGUAGUUUGCUACUUGCUCCGUGAGCAGCAGAAACAGUCGCACAGCGGUUGAGUUUUCAAGCACGUCUGUAUGGGCGCAUACAACUACAUAUUAUAUAUACUUGUAACAUUGGCGCUCGAACACUAUUUUUCUCUUCAAGUCUUCGCACACUAAGCAGCCAGCAGUCGCUCAGGCACAGACUCUGCCUUAGCUGCACAUUUAGACUGAACAACGAGCGCUCGCUCAUGGUGUCGGCUAUACGAUGGUGCGCUGCUAAUUUUCUCUCCGCGUAUUAUCCAACAGUUUGCUUUUGCAGAGACAAUACGGAAGCAUAGCUACAUGAAAAAAAGUGACGGUUUUGUGAAAUAAAGCCGAGGAUAUGGUUGGUAAAGAUGAGGAUUUAUCGUCGCCGUCGUCACCCUCGUCUCCUUCGUCUCCAUCGUCUCUGUUGUCGACGGAAAUCGACGACGAGAGUUUGUCCAGAGUCAAGUUGAUUGCUGACAAGAAAAAACAAUUGGAUCUGGCCGCCGAACAAGUGUGCCACGAAAUAAAGAACAGCUUCGCUCGCCUGCACGAUGCCUUGGCGCAGCGGGAGCGCCAAUUGUUGCGCCAGGUCGAGGUGGUGCAUCGACAGCAACUGUCCCUUGUGCAGUCAAAUUGGGCGAUUUUGCCCGCCGACUCGAUGCUCAGCGCCGAGUUCAAUCAGGAGCCGGAAUUGGUCCAACGUCUGCUGGAUUUCGGCAAGAUUGACCUGUCCAACAGCAUUGCCAUAAACGAGCACGAGCCUUACAAAGCCGAGGAGUACCAGGAGGCCAGCGAAGAUUUCGUCAGCUUCGACAAGUCGCUCAAGAGCGAGGCCGACGAGUUCGACGUGAGCAGCGUCAUUCGCAAAAAGAGAGACAGCUUCGGCAGGCCGAGUAAAAAUAUAAGCAUCAAUUUAAAUCCUAUGAACUUUGAGUCGAGCAGAUCAACUGCGCUCGACGUUAUUCCUUCCGUUAUAGCGACCACCCCCAAACAAGUGAUCAAAAAUACUUUGACAGCUCGAUCAAGCGAGCAAGCGACCGGACUAAAGCUACAAGUAAUAUCAAACGAUAACGGCGUCGCCGACGUCAAUGACAACGAUGACAACGUCCCGAUAUCUUUGGAUGUUAUCGAUCGUAUUCCAGGAUCUUUCAUUGAGACAGUAAACGAAAAUACUGAAGUAAAUGAAACGAGCUUUGUCACAAUCUCCGAAACCGAAACUUCGAUUUUACCCAACGAUGAUACAAUUGAUAACCUAGAUUCAAGCAUUGAUAAGAAUAAUACCCCUGAAAGCCAAGUCACUGCAAAAACGCAACAAAUGCAAGCCAAAUCAAAUGAUAUCGGACACGAAUAUCCGAUUCCGAUACAACAGUGGUUGCGACAGAUACUAGCCGAAACGGAAACAGAGCCGAUCAUUCACGAGAUUGGUCAAUUUUCAACAAUAUCCAAUGCGCAAUCAUAUCGGGAUUUUCCCCUGGAAACAUAAAGUUUUCUCGGUUCAAUUGCACAAAGAUUUUCGAAUUCUCUAUAAAUAGCCUUUUUUGUACAUUUAGCUACAAUUAACGCACGCGUUCAAUUCACGCGCCUUAUUGUAUACCAUUGAUAAAUCAAUCCAAAUUGAGAGCUUGCCGCGAAGAAAUGAAAUGCACAAAAUACCGUAAGCUUUUCUGUGAAUCAUUUCUUUAUGCUGACUACACAAUAUUUAACACGUCGAAUUUUUAUGUGAAUCAAAGUCUGAUGUGUCUGUCAGUAAGUUAUUAUAUUCUAAGAUUAUAGAUCAAGUCGUUCACUUAUUAAGUAUCGUUGUAAUUGAAUUAAUUUUUAAGUGUUUUAGAUGAAUAAAUAAAUGUUUUUUUAUGAAAUACGUGUACUUACAAUUUGAAACGCGUCCAACUCGAAUAAUAGAUCAAUAAUUAUCUUUGAAUGCAUUUAAAUGAGAUGAGCUCAUACCUAUAAUAAUGUAAAAUUAAUUGAAGUACAUCAAUAAUAUUCGAAAUUAUCAUAUUUGUUAUAAUAUUUAAUUCUAUUAAUGUAUCAACUACAUUACCACAAAGGGUUAAAUAAAAAUCCUAAAAAUUGGGUCAUCGAUUGAAA
Molecule: messenger RNA, 2119 nt
Organism: Trichogramma pretiosum
Lineage: Eukaryota; Metazoa; Arthropoda; Insecta; Hymenoptera; Trichogrammatidae
Exons: 4
Coding region: 384-1511 (375 amino acids)
Source: RefSeq, a predicted model, not a curated record